GCCGCCAUAUUGGACCCACAAAUAAUAAAAACAAAUGCAUUUUCUGCUUAGCAAGGAGAGUUGCUAAAGUAUACAUAUCAAACACCAAAUUAAUAUCACCAGAUCCCGAAAAGCACCCUUCGACUGCACGUAUCCUGAGCAGCAGAUGUCGCUGGUAUACCUUGGCAAGCGGUUGCUGGAGGCUGCGAGGGUCGGUCAGGACGAUGACGUUCGAAUAUUGAUGGCCAACGGGGCUCCAUUCACAACCGAUUGGCUGGGAACGUCACCGCUGCACCUGGCAGCUCAGUACGGCCACCACUCCACCGCUGAGGUGCUGCUCCGUGCGGGCGUCAGCAGGGACGCGCGCACCAAGGUGGACAGGACCCCUCUCCAUAUGGCAGCAACCGAGGGACACUCCAGUAUAGUGGAGCUGCUGGUCAGGAGCGGUGCGGACAUCAACGCCAAAGACAUGCUGAAGAUGACGGCGCUGCACUGGGCGGCGCAGAACGGGCACCGCCGCGCGGCCGAGCUGCUCCUGCAGCACGGCGCCGACGUCCACUCGCUCAGCAAGUUUGACAAGACGCCGUUUGACAUCGCCAUGGACACCAGCAACACAGAGCUGAUGAUCCUGCUACAGGACGGCAUGCAGAACCAAGUCAAUAUGAACUCGGAGUCUCAGAUCAUCAUCCCUGCUGGUGGGAUGGUCAACCUGUCAGACCUGGUGCACAAUGCCUCCACAGUCAAGUCCGAGGAUACCCUAGCCGCGGAGGUGGUGGACUCAGCCAUCCAGCAUGUGGUUGGAGAUGGGGGUCAGAGAGUCAUCACCAUAGUAACGGACCAGCACGGAAACCUGCAGCCAGCAGGCCUCGGCCAGCAGUUCUUUGUCACCAUGCAGGGGCAACAGAUGGUGGCUGUGCCGGCCAGUGCCAUCACAGAGGAGGUGGUUGAGGAGGAGUUUCAACAGGCCCCGCCCCCACGCAAAAGAAAAGCAGAUCAUUCCAACAAUCAAAGCAGCCUUAAAGAAAAAAAGAGCGUGGACGGCUGCCGGGAGCAGCUCCAGCGCCAGCUCCACGAGGCCAACAGGAAGGCCCAGGAGUACCGCGAGCAGCUCCAACAGAAGGAGAGGGAAGCGGAGCAGUACCGCCUCCGUCUGGAGCAGGCCAUAGCCAGCAGCUCCGCCAAUAUCGCCAACCAGGCGCACGAAAGCACCAACCACCACGAUGAUGGUGCUGGCGAAUUCGUUACCGUGGAAACGGUCGCCGUGGUCACCGGUGGCGAAGAGGAGAUAGAGGAGGAGGAGGAGGAGAGGGAGGAGGUGGUGGUGCAGCUGGAGGUGUCCGAGGGAGCCAUGGGGAAGGAGGAGGACACGGUGGUGGAGGAGGUGAUGGUGAAAGAAGAAGAAGAGGAUGACGGGGUGACGGUUGAAGGAGGAGGGGAGGAGGAGGCGACGGUGAUGGUGGAGGAGGAGGUGGAAGAGGAAGAGGCGGUGGAAGAGGUGGAGAGUGUCGGCCAUGUUGGAGAGGACAGUAUCCAGGAGGGAGGUCAGCAGGAGGUGGAGGUGGAGGUGGAGGAGUCCUCAGCCACGCCCCCCAAGCGAGGCCGAGGGCGGGGCAGAGGGAGUGGGAGUGGCAGAGGGAGUGGGAGUGGCAGUGGGAGAGGGAGUGGAAGGGGGAGAGGGAGGGGGAGUCCAAGAGGGAGGGGGAGGGCGAGAGGCAGAGGUAGAGGUAAAGGCAGGCGAUAGGCACGAGUCCCAUUUUUUUAAAAACCGUGAUUGAUCCCUCCAUUUUACAAGUUGUACAUUCUUUUAUAUUAUGAAAUGUGAACGUAUUUUCAGGGUAUGUUGAUGAAGAAGGUUGGUGUUUUUGUGAGAACAGUUGGCAGCACCGACAUCCCCAGGUUCUGCGCCACAGAUGUCCUCUCCUCAAGAAGAGUGGAACAGAGUAUGGGCUCAAUGUAUUAGCUGGGUACCUACCUGUCGAGCAGGCUGGUGUCUGAGUCGGGAUGCGUGGUAAAUCCCCGUUGUGGUCCACAGUCAGAAACUCCCCAAAUUUUCAGCAUUUAUGGAGAGAAUCAGCUUUACCUAAAAGCUGAUGAAACAUGCACAUCUUGAGUGUUAAGUGCAAGCUAAUAACCAGCUACACGUACAUUAAUUUCCACUGACCUCAGCCACUCUCUUCCUGUCCAAUGCAAUUAACUCAAGCGAUUGGUGUAACCUUUGGGUGACCAGCAGCCAAUCACGUGCGAACAUUGUGUUGUGUUCUGCAUACUGUUGACAUUUCAUUGACUCAAAAUCACUCAAUAAUAUGUGUUGUUCCAGUUGAGAUCACGGCGAAGUGGACGCUCUUUUGCUGUGGAAGUAUAUAAAUGCUUAAUAGCUUUCCUGACCUUUGAGUAAUAACUAGAAAAAAAGUUAGCUUCGGUCAGAAGGAAGAAAUGCUGAGAGUAUAAUACUGCUUUUAUAUCAAACUUCAACCAGCUCCUUUUUGUUUUCCUUACUUUUUUUGUUUUUGUACAAAUUAUGAAGACUAGUGUAUGUUCCAUGUCUAACUUUUAUACUGACUUUAUCCAUGUUAGUUGAGGUGUGUUAGAGGUGUGUGCGUUAAACCCAGUGGCGUCACUAGGCUGUUUCAUUCGGGGCUAAAGCCCCAGAUAUUAUUUAAUUAGCCCCGAAUCUUAUUUAGAAAAAAUAAGAUUUAAAAAAAAUAAGAUUCACUAGAAACAAACCAGGGACAAAAAGUAGCCUAGGCCUUCUAGAUAGUCCUUCUGGCAAGAGAAUAAACGAUUCAAAAACAUAACCAGACUGUUUACCACCUCAAGUGAAUUAACCUAUCCAUAUAACUUGAAUGGAACUUUAGAUGUCUGGGGAUAAGCAGCACAGCAGUCAGGAAGCUAUUUAAAGCUAAAAUAAACUGCGUUGUUUGUAUAUUAAUGUAAAGCAUUAUGAAAAAAUGCGCAAUAGCGGGCUAAGCCCCGGAUAUUUCAAAAACCUAGAAACGCCCCUGGUUAAAGCCUGACAGGCCCCCUAAAACACAAAUGUGAGAGAGUUUAGAGCAGCAUCGAUCCGGUAUUCUUUGAGUGAAAGAGGCAAAAGAAUUCGCUGUGCAGGAUUUUUAUUAAAUGAACAGGCAGGAAGUUGUUUUUCUUUUCAGUUUUUGGGAGCAUAGAUAGGUUUUGCCUUUCUAUUUUGAAAGUCUGGUGCAAGGCAACACUGCCUUUUUUCUAAUGAAUGCCAAUUAUGUUGUUUGUUGUUGUGUCUGUGUAUGUGUGUGCACGUACCAACCAAUUUGUUACAGUUGAACACUACAGUGUAGUCUUAACAGCUCAAGUACUGCUUUUAUACAAGUUUGGCUCUCAAAAAAACGUCCGAAGGUCUUCAGUACGGGCUGUGAAGCUGUUUUAUAUGAAUCUCCGCUGUGAUGAUCUAUCUGGAGUAGGUUUGAUGCCUGGCUCAGAGGGACCUCUGAGGAAUACUUUUUGGUAUGGCUCAAAUAUUUCUUUUCUUGCCCCCUUCUACUCUUUGUGGGGGACAGAUGUACAUAUAUUAUUUUAACUUUUAUUUUAUUAUUGAUAGUAAUAUUUAUUCCCAAGAAAAUGAACAUUUGGGAAUGUGAGCAAAUUAAUAUUGAGAACAUGUUACAUUUGACAGUUUUAUACCUCGGAAAUAGUGUUUGAUAAAAAAUAUUACUGUAAGUAUUCAAUAAAUAUCCACUUCUCUUUGUUUUU
Gadus morhua (Atlantic cod) is the source of this 3702-nucleotide messenger RNA. Its product is annotated as GA-binding protein subunit beta-2. The transcript is spliced from 8 exons. Gene Ontology annotation, molecular function: transcription cis-regulatory region binding; protein binding. Gene Ontology annotation, biological process: positive regulation of transcription by RNA polymerase II. Lineage: Eukaryota; Metazoa; Chordata; Actinopteri; Gadiformes; Gadidae. Gene Ontology annotation, cellular component: nucleus. The record is from RefSeq and is a predicted model, not a curated record. Bases 146 to 1720 code for a protein of 524 amino acids.